UUUUUUUUUUUACUUUUCUUACAACCGACUCACUUAUUUUACUUAUUUUUCAAUAAUAAUAAUAAUAAUAAUAUCAACAAACAAUAUGGUCGGUGGUUCAGAACAACAAGCCAAAGACCUUAUCGCUCAAGCACAAAAGAAACUAAAUUCUUGGUCUUUUUUUGGUCCAUCCAACAAAUAUGAAGAUGCAGCAGAAAUCUAUGAAAAGGCUGGCAACAUGUUCAAGCUAGCUCAACAAUGGACACAGGCAGGUGAUGCUUUCACCGAAGCCGCCAAAUUAUACCAACGUGGUGGAAGUGCAAAGUUUGAAGGUUCAAGAGCAUAUGAAAGUGCAGCGAAAUGUUACAAACGUCAAGAUCCUGCAGGUGCAGUACAGGCCCUGAAAGAAGCUAUUGCUCUUGAUCAAGAUGGAGGUAAUUUCCGUGCAGCAGCUCGACAUUAUCAAGAAGUGGCGGAAUUAUAUGAAGGUGAACUGGAUAAUGCAAAAGGUGCUUAUGAAGCUUAUGGUCAAGCAUCGGAUUUGUUUUUGGCUGAUGAUUCUCCAGCUUUGGCCAAUAAAUGUAUGCUCAAGGUAGCUCAAAUCGCGGCAGAAUUGGAAAUGUAUGAAGUCGCCAUUGAAAAGUUUGAACGAGUGGCUGCAGCCUCAGUAGAUGAUGCUUUAUUGAAAUGGUCUUUGAAGGAAUACUUUUUGAAGGCUGGGUUAUGUCAUUUGUGUACUGGGGAUAUGGUUAGAACACAUCAAGCUCUGAAUAGUUAUUGCAGUAUGGAUAUGUCUUUUGAAACCACUAGGGAAUACACAUUACUCAAGGGUGUAGCAGAAAGUGUGGACAAUGGUGAUGUGGAUCAAUUUACUCAUGUGGUGAAAGAUUAUGACAAGUUGACUCGAUUGGAUAGCUGGAAAACGGCCAUUUUAUUGAAAAUCAAAAAGACUGUUGACUCGGAUGAUCUUCGCUGAAAUAGCUCGUUUAGCUAUUCUAUUUAUUAGACUAGUCGUUUUAUUACUCUUUUUUUUUUUUAAGUUUAUCAUUUCUAUUAUAUUAUAUAAAUAUAUCUUUAAAUCUCUCUUU
This is a messenger RNA of Halteromyces radiatus, 1067 nucleotides long. RefSeq names its product soluble NSF attachment protein. The coding region runs from base 86 to 955 and encodes 289 amino acids. Gene Ontology annotation, molecular function: soluble NSF attachment protein activity; syntaxin binding. Gene Ontology annotation, biological process: intracellular protein transport; SNARE complex disassembly. Gene Ontology annotation, cellular component: SNARE complex; vacuolar membrane. NCBI's taxonomy places the organism in Eukaryota, Fungi, Mucoromycota, Mucoromycetes, Mucorales, Cunninghamellaceae. The transcript has 6 exons. The record is from RefSeq and is a predicted model, not a curated record.